Messenger RNA from Paraphaeosphaeria sporulosa, 1218 nucleotides. RefSeq lists its product as uncharacterized. The coding region runs from base 1 to 1218 and encodes 405 amino acids. The record is from RefSeq and is a predicted model, not a curated record. The transcript is spliced from 2 exons. Lineage: Eukaryota; Fungi; Ascomycota; Dothideomycetes; Pleosporales; Didymosphaeriaceae.
AUGCCGGAACUUAUAGCGACACAGGAGCAGGAGCUUCUCUACGAAAACUUCCAGUCAUUCGAAGUUACUGUCAACGGAACCCGGAUGCACGUUUUGGGAGACAUAGAGGCUAUUAACGGCAGAUUUACCGGCCGUUGCCCUGUCAUAAUGAGGCAAAUCGGUGGAGGGCUGUGCUGCAAUAAAGUACCGUUUCCCCCUUGGGAAAGGCCGCACCAAAAGCACCUCCAUCGACCUGGGAUGUUCAUAUUCACCAUGUACCCUAGACUUGCCCCCGAGGACGACUUUAGCGGAAUGCUAGAGGGUUGUAACGAAUUCGCAACUUGUUUUGAGGCUCCAAACUUUCCAAAGGUCGAAGCAGAGAUUAAAAAGUUGUUCCCAACCAUGAAGGCGACGCUGCAAGAUCAGUUCUUUGCUAUUUCAGACAGUGCAGGGGCUCUCUGGUCGGUAAUCACGUUACUGUCUCAUCCCGGCGUCAACAUUCGGUCUGGUGAGUUGUGGUGUCCAAUGGCGGGACUUUACAGAAGGAAACUGGGACCCUAUCGUGGAGUCAACAUCAGUGCCAAACAGGCAACCGACAGCGGCUUGAACUGGCUUGAUGAUGCGAGCAGGAUCCGACCAGGGCAUCGUCCAGGACGAGGAAGAACUCCUCCACUAGGUAUGGGAGUCCUGGCAGUGAAUGCUACCUGGACCUACUGCAAGGACAGAGAUGAGUUGAAACCGGUGCCCUUGUUAGAAGUGCUCACCCGGUACUUCUCCAUUCUGGAGCUCGCAAACAUGGUCGACGCGUCGAACUACUAUCAUGACGUUGGGAAGGAUAUGGUGUUCGACCCGAAUCUUCUAGUUGAGCCUGUUCGUAUCUUUGAAAGACUCGGGGAACGAAUGAACAACAUUGGCGUACGAUACUUGCCAGAAAUGGACGCACUGGAGUUCAUCAAGGAGAGAUCCUUGCCACAGCUGUACCCACCCCGGAAACCGCUAAGGUUGGCAAUAGUCCAUGGUACAGAAGACGUCAAUUGUCCAUUUGAAAACGCAGAACAAUUGGCCAUGUUUUUCCAGCGGGUUGGGGCGGACGUACGAUUCGAGAAAGUGCAGGGCGCCCCUCAUGCGUUUGAUGUGCCGACCGCGGAUUCCGGAACAGGGAGGAAGUAUGACUUUGACUACGAAGAGAUGCACCAAUGGUCAGCGGCACCGAUGGAAUGGAACGAGACGGCUGUGUAA